UUUUCUACCCAUGCGUCAGUGCGCGAUUAACCGGAAGAGACGUUAUGGCUUAUUUCUAGAAGGUUGUGGUGACAGCACAACUCCAGAUGGAGACGGAGUCUGAGAUGCUCUCAGCCGCCAUGGCUAACACCUUAAAAGUAACAGAGAAAACCACUGCAGACCAGGAAGAAGACUGUUUCUAUGACUGUGAGGACACAUUACUGGGAGAAGAUGGACACACUGACACUAAACGCACAGAGAGGGCUCGUAGCGAUAGACUGGAAUCUGAUGCCAGGACAGAAAAAGACAAUAGCUUAGAAACUGAGAGACUAGAAAACAUGGAUGACACAUCAGCAGAGGAUUCAGAAGGGCACGAGGACAGUUCGGCUGAAAAGAGCCAUGACUCAUUAACAAGAGAUCUGAGUCCUGGGAAAGACAAUGAUGAAGAACAGGAGAGUGAUGAGAAGAGGGAGACUGACUCAGAUUCAGAAUUUAAAGAAGAGGAGGUCAAGGUGACCGAGUAUGAUGAGGAAUACCUGCGUGAGCUGGAGAAAGACCUGACGGAAGAAGAAAAAGAGAGCAGAAGAAAGGAGAGUUUAGAGCUGAAGGAGAAGGGCAACAUGCAGUUCAAGAGUGGAGAGCAUGUAGAUGCUGAGGAGUCUUACACGGCCGCCCUGCGGGUGUGUCCCGUGUGCUACAGUAAAGAGAGAUCCAUACUCUUCUCUAAUCGAGCUGCCGCACGCUUUCAUCAGGAUAAAAAAGACAACGCUAUCAGUGACUGCUCUAAAGCCAUAGAACUGAAUCCAAAUUAUAUCCGUGCCAUUCUGCGGAGAGCAGAACUUUAUGAGAAGACAGACAAGCUUGAUGAAGCUCUAGAGGACUACAAAACUGUCUUGGAGAAAGACCCGGGCAUCCCUGCGGCUAGAGAGGCCUGUAUGCGGUUGCCACGACAAAUUGAAGAGCGCAACGAGAAACUGAAAGAAGAGAUGAUGAGUAAGCUGAAAGACUUGGGCAACAUGAUUUUACGACCCUUUGGUCUCUCUACCUCCAACUUCCAGGUCAACCAAGAUACCAACACAGGAUCCUACUCCAUUAAUUUUGUUCAGAAUCCCAAUAACAAUAAUAGAUAGCAGCAGUCUAGAGUUUAUUACAGUGAUAAACUGUCAACCGCCCCAUUCAAGUGUUCGGACUAUCUAGUCAUAUUCCCUGUCUGCGCUAAUUCAUUGAUGCAUUUUUGCAGAAUUUCUUGUCACAGACAAGUAAUAUAAGCCAUUUCCAUUAGAUUUGGCAAAUUACAUUAUCAGCUCAUGUCAGCUGGCUUUUAAGUCUGUAUUAUUUAGAUAAUUUUUUUGGCAUGCAGUGAAGCUGGUAUCGGCGAUCCACAGACUGUCAGUCCUGAGCAAUGAAAAUAAUGGCCUUCAUCACCCCAUCCAAAACUUGUGCAGUAAUCAACCUUACCUGCUUUAACAUUAAACCAGUGGUUAUUUAAGA
Molecule: messenger RNA, 1470 nt
Organism: Ctenopharyngodon idella (grass carp)
Lineage: Eukaryota; Metazoa; Chordata; Actinopteri; Cypriniformes; Xenocyprididae
Product: tetratricopeptide repeat protein 1-like
Exons: 8
Coding region: 87-1109 (340 amino acids)
Molecular function (GO): protein binding
Source: RefSeq, a predicted model, not a curated record